UUCACUUCCUCUGAGUUCUCAGUUCAUAUAUUGUCCCUUUUGUGGUUAUAAUUAAUUAUAUCAUUCAAGCUUCUCGCAACAGUUCACCAGUGUUUGCUAAAACAUUGCAUUGGAGAGCUAGUCUUGCAAUAAUGAGCAUUCAGAUUGCGGAUAGUGCUGUAAAUUGCUGCUAACUCGAGGUGUUGAACCGGUUGCAUUUUUUGUUUGAGAUUUUGUUGGUCUCUAACGGCUUUAUAUCAAAGGCAACAAAAAAUGGAAGAAAUUGUUGAAGAACCAGUGCCACUAAUUGGGAGACAACUCAACUAUCUAAUUUACUAUGAUUCCAACAUAGAAAGUCUAAAAGAUGCUCUUAAAAAGCUUGACGACAAGAAAAAUGAUGUGCAAAGAUCUGUGGAUGCUGCAAAAAGGAAUGGUGCAACCAUCAAAGAUCAAGUUCAGAGCUGGCUGGAGGAUGUAAGCAAAACAUUUCGUGAAGCACAAGAACUUGAAACUAGAGUCAACAUGCAAAGGCGGUGUUUGUAUGGAUUGUGCCCAAGUUUGAAAUUGCGGUAUUCUCUGAGUAGGAAAGCGAAGAAGAUUGCUCAGGCAGUGUUUAUACUUGAUCUCAAACUAGAUGGAGGACUGAGUAAUAAUGUUGCCAAUCCUGCACCUUUGGAAAAGCUAGGGUCAAUAAUCUCUGGAGAUGGUUUUAAGAGUUUUGAAUCCAGAAAAGCAGUCAUGAAUGAUGUGCUUAUAGCUUUGAGGAAUGAAAAGUCAAGAAUAAUUGGGGUAUGCGGGAUGGGAGGUGUGGGUAAAACCACAAUGGUGAGAGAAAUCAGAGAAAUCAUCAACAGAUUAGAAGGAACGAAUAGGCUGUUUGAUAAGGUUGUGUUGGCAACUAUAUCUGCAACUGUAAACAUUACGAGAAUUCAAACUGAAAUUGCAGACUCACUGGAUAUGGAAUUCGUCAAGGAAAGUGAAUCUAUAAGAGCACAAAGGCUACAUGAGACAAUCAAGUACAGUAAUAGAAUCUUAAUUAUAUUAGAUGAUGUAUGGUCAGAGCUUAAAUUAGAGGAUGUAGGAAUCCCUUUUGGUGUUUAUGAAAGGUGCAAAAUUUUGUUGACAUCUCAAAAUGAAGAAGUUUGUAAAAUAAUGGGGUGUAAAGAUGACAUUUUUAGAGUCCAAGCCUUAAAUAAAGAAGAAGCAUGGGAGCUUUUCAGGGCGACUGUAGGUGAAUCCUUGGACAAUAAUCCUGAUUUGUCUCAUGCUGCAAAGUUGAUUGUUGAUGAAUGCAAAGGUUUACCCAUUGCUAUCAUAACUGUUGGGAAAGCUCUUCUAUCAAGUAACGGCAAGCAUGAAUGGACUACUGCCUUGGAAGAACUAAAAAACUCUACCUCAGUAAAUAUCCCUGGAAUGGAACCCAAGGUUUAUUCUUGCAUAAAAUUGAGUUAUGAUAAAUUGGAGAGUGAUGAAGUCAAGUCAUGCUUUUUACUUUGUUGCUUAUUUCCUGAAGAUUAUGAUGUUCCAAUUGAGUAUUUGGUGAGGUAUGGGUCGGGUCGAGCAACUUUCAGAAACACCAACACAAUCGAAGAUGUAAGAAACAAAGUGCAUUAUUUCAUUGGACAACUAAAAAGAAGGUAUUUGUUGCUGGAUAGUGAAAAGGAAGAAUGUAUCAAAAUGCACGACAUAGUUCGUGAUGUUGCUAUAUCAAUUGCCUCAAAAGAUCCUCACAGAUUUAUGGUAAGAUCAUUUGAUGCUGAAGGUGGAGGUAGAGGAUGGCCAGGAGUACAAAAAGUUACAAACCAAGAACAUUGCAAUGCAAUUUCGUUCCUCGAUGUUACGUUAGAUGAAGAUAUUUCUGAUGGUUUGGAGUGCCCAAAACUUGAGCUUCUACAAUUGAAAAAUUCCUCCUGUAGUUUUGAAUAUUCCAACCACUUUAAAAGGUUGAGAGAACUUAAGGUUUUAGCUGUCUUGGGAAUGGAUAUGUCAGGUUACUUGGCCUCGAAAAGAUCACUACCGCUUGGAGAACCCAAGUACCUUCAUACCUUGUGUCUAGAGGAUUGCGAAUUGGGAGACAUAUCCCAUGUUAUUGGAGAAUUGGAGAAUUUGGAGAUCCUCAGCUUUGCUCGCUCUCAAAUCAAGAAGUUGCCUAAAGAAAUAGGACUUCUUCAUCAGUUAAGGAUGCUGGAUGCAACAGACUGUAAAGCACUUGAAGAAAUUCCUCAUGGUGUCUUAUCCAACUUGAGGAGAUUAGAAGAGUUGUACAUGGCAGAAAGCUUUCUCUAUUGGGAGCCAGCAACAGGAAGCAAGGAUGAAACCAACAUGGCAAGCCUUGAUGAGGUGAUGUCUCUUUAUGAUCAUUUAAAUGUCUUAGCCAUAAAAAUCCAUGAUGUUCAGAUGUUGAGGAAUGUUGAGUUUUUUUUAAAAAGCCAGCCUAUAAGAUUUCAUGUGUCAAUCAAUAUUAGUUGGUCAUACCUAAAAAAGAGUUUCAAGAACCGAAUGCCUGGUUAUCUGUUCGAAAAUAGUUUGAUGCUUCGUGGUGAUGUAAAGGAACAUUUGGAGAUUGGAGCAGUUAGAUACUUCUUGAAGCAAUCUGAAAACUUAAGCCUACACCACACAUACAAUUUAAAGUAUGUCAUCGAGGAGUUAGAUGAUCAAGGGGACUUUCAACACUUGAAAGUGUUAUUAAUCAUGAAUGAUUUUGACAUAGAGUAUCUUAUGAAUGGAAUAUAUUGGCCUCGCCGUCGUCAACCUGCCUUCCCCAUCUUAGAGUCGGUUACCUUCAAGAAUGUUCACAAACUAAAAGUUAUGUGUCGUGGCAAACUGCCAGACAAGCACUCCUUCAUGAACCUAAGGUCCAUUGCAAUUGACAGUUGUCAUAAGUUAAAAUAUGUAUUUUCACUAUCCGUAGCACAAAACUUGGUACAACUCCAAAGCUUAACGGUUAAAAUCUGUGCUGAAGUGGAAGAGAUCAUAUCAAAGGAGAGAAUGGAAGAUGAUAAUGCAUCUCGCAUAUUCCCAGGAUUAACUAUUUUGAAACUUUCUUUUCUACAAAUUCUUCAUCGUUUCUACAUGGGAAACCAACAGGACUCCACCAAUGAGAUUAUAAAGCCUAAUGAUGAAAGUGUGAACAAGACGAAAGAGACUAGGAAUGACCAACAACAUGAUCAAGUUGCUGGGUCGACCUCAUCUGAAUCGGAAGAAGCACAAGUGGGAGCAAGUUGUAAUGCACUAUUUCCUUCAAAUUGCGUUUCAUGGUUACCAAAACUAGAGCAACUAGUGUUGGAGGUUUUGAGAAGCGAGGUAGUCAAUGUGGUAUUUGAUUUAGCAGGGCAUGACUCAGCUUUUUCUCAAUUACAGACAUUUCGAGUGUGGCAAUUAAGAGAGGUUGAGCAUUUGUGGAAGAACGUUCAACCUAGAUUCCAAGGUUUUCAAAAUAUAAGAUCUUUGAUAAUUAAAUAUUGUUACAGUCUAAAAUAUCUAUGCCCCUAUGAAAUUUACAAGAUCCUUGUGAAUCUCCAAGAAGUUGGAAUAGAAGCAUGUUCGGAUAUGGAAACUAUAGUACUGGCAGCAGCUUCCACAAAGGACAAUAUCAAUGAAGAAGGGAAAGAGACAGGUGGCAGUGGCGCGAUGAAUUUGUUUCCCAAACUACUCAAUAGCUUCUGUCUAGAGAAGUUGUCAAGCCUCGAGAGAUUUUGCCCUGAUGCCUAUUCUUUUGCGUGGUCCUCCUCCACAAGAACUAUGAAGGUGUCAAAGUGUCCCAAAUUAAAGACAUUGGGUUUUGCACCAGUAAGCAAAAAUCUGCCUGCAGUAGUUGCCGAGAAUUUGAGUGAUGAUCAUGUAAGAGGUAGAGAAGAAUCAGGUGGUGCAUCAUCAUCAUCAUCAUCAACUAGAUCUGGAUGUGCCCCACUAGUCUGCUUACAAAGUCGUCCAUCUACUCGCAACUUUACUCAAAUAUUGCCCCGCCCUGUAAAUAGAGAGGUAACGCCCACAAAUCUUCAAACCUCAAGUGCUACCCACAAUCUAGAAGAUCUCCUUGUACACAAGUGCGAUUUAUUGGAAGUGAUAUUUUUGGUUCAGGAAACCCCUUCUACUCAAGCAUUUGAUAAGCUGAGGGAGUUGAAGUUGUCGCAUUUACCAAUGCUGAGCCACAUAUGGGAAAAGGGUUUACAAGUUAGCUCAGGCUUUGGAAACUUGAGAUUACUAGAUGUACGGGGCUGUCACAAUUUGAGAUACUUGUUUUCACCACACAUAGCCAAACUUCUUACUUGCCUGAAGACAAUAAAUGUUUACCAUUGUAGUGCAAUGGAGAAAAUUGCUGGAGAGGCAGAUGGAGAAGGAGAAAGUGUUGAGGAUGAAUUGACAUUUCCGAACGUGAAAUAUAUCAAACUUGUGGAUUUACCCAAACUUGAAUCUUUCUGCUCUCAAGUUUAUACUUUGAAGUGGCCAGCUUUGGAGAAAGUCGAAGUUGAUGAGUGUCCAAAAUUAAAAGCCUUUGCUCCUGAGCCUAUAAAUGUAUAAGCAGCUGGCAUGUGUAUAUGAAGCGUCCACAUGGAAAGAAAAGAAGAAUAUCAUCAGAAGCCAAGAAGCUAGGGACAAGACUACAUGAUAUGUUGCGGUGCACAUCUACAAGAUACCAUGAUAUACCAAUUUCGUUUUUAUCAGACACCGUCGUCUUCAUCACUGAUUAUGCAUGUUCCAUGUUAAUGUUCUUCAAAUCCUGCCAUUGCAUCAAAACAUCACAUAAUUUAGCUAUUAUAUUUGCUCUUUAGUUGUAUUGAUUAAAAUGGAUAUAUUUGGAGCUUCCUUUCAUGUGUAAUUAUUGGAUAUUUGGCUCAACUGCUGGCAUUUGAAUCAUUGUAUAUUAUUGUUUGAUUUGGACCAAGUGGAUUUAUAAACCAAAGUUCUUAAUAGAAAGAUCCGUGUAAUAUACAUGAUUGAAUAA
Molecule: messenger RNA, 4924 nt
Organism: Prunus persica (peach)
Lineage: Eukaryota; Viridiplantae; Streptophyta; Magnoliopsida; Rosales; Rosaceae
Product: probable disease resistance protein At4g27220
Exons: 6
Coding region: 253-4500 (1415 amino acids)
Molecular function (GO): ADP binding
Source: RefSeq, a predicted model, not a curated record